Messenger RNA from Seriola dumerili (greater amberjack), 2361 nucleotides. RefSeq names its product methyltransferase like 9 (gene mettl9). The transcript is spliced from 6 exons. The record is from RefSeq and is a predicted model, not a curated record. Lineage: Eukaryota; Metazoa; Chordata; Actinopteri; Carangiformes; Carangidae. Gene Ontology annotation, molecular function: protein-L-histidine N-pros-methyltransferase activity. The coding region runs from base 222 to 1133 and encodes 303 amino acids.
ACUAUGCGGAUGGGAGUCUUUGUUGUGAUAAUGGGCAGAUACCACACCGGUGAAAGAUCACUGUGUCUUUGUUACAAAUGACCAGACAGUGGAUUCACGGGACUAAGAUGGAGAGUAAAUAGCAGCUGGUUUUCUUAAAUCCACCGCACCCUCAGCUGAGGACACUGGUAUUUGUAGCGUGGGUGCUGGGCUACGUCGCCUUCCUGCUCUCCGCGAGGAGGAUGUGGACGGGGAAGUACGUCCGCAGUCCGCUCGUGCGCUCACUGUUUGUGAACAUGGUGAGCGAGAGCGAAGCUGCCGCGACCGAGACACAGGAGUGGUACCGGUGCUGUCCUGACCUGCUCGGAGAGUCGGUGCAGCCCCUGUUCAUCCAGAGCCAUCUGGACUCCGGUACCAAGGCUUUCCUCAGGCGGAGUGUGGAGAAGUCCGGCUGGAUGUUCACCCAGCUCUACCAUUCUCUUGUAUCAACAGUCCUCAGCCCUAUGGUCUCACGCACCUCCAUCAAUGGGUUUCUGGGACGUGGAUCCAUGUUUGUGUUCUCUGAGGAGCAGUUCCAGCAGCUGCUCCAGAUCGGCCCAGAGUGGAGGGCAGAGAGACUCCUGGACCUCGGAGCCGGGGACGGAGGCGUCACAGAAGUGAUGGGAGCCCAUUUCAGAGAAGUCUAUGCAACCGAGGUCUCAUUACCCAUGAAAUGGCAUCUUCAGAGGAGGAAUUACAAAGUGCUGGAUAUAGACGAGUGGCAGCAGACUGGUUUCCACUAUGACGUGAUCAGCUGUCUGAACCUGUUGGAUCGCUGCGAUGAUCCUCUGCAUCUCCUGCGGGACAUCAAGCGGUCGCUGGUUCCCAACACAGGGAGACUCGUCCUGGCUGCUGUGCUUCCCUUCCAGCCGUACGUGGAAGUCGGCGGACAAUGGCAGCGUCCCACAGAACACCUGAAAAUAAAAGGAAAGACGUGGGAGGAGCAAGUAACCAACCUGUCCAAUGAGGUUUUCCGAAGGGUGGGGUUUGAGGUGGAGGCCGUGACCCGAUUGCCAUACCUCUGUGAGGGGGACAUGUAUAAUGAUUACUAUGUUCUUGAUGAUGCAGUUUUUGUUCUCAAGGCUUCAGACAGUAGUGAGGAGUCUGCUCAGUGAAAACCAAAUCCACAAUGGGACUGAGACCCUUAACCUUACCUUGGUCGGUUCCUCCUGGAUGGAUUUUAGUGCAAUUUUCAUAUGCUUCAUUCAUAAAACACAGUAUUUCUGACUUGUUUAGAAUUGGUGAGUCAGGCAUGAAGCUCAGGUACUGUAGCUCCUACAUUUACCAGCCAUCUUGUGUGACAGUGAUACCUCUAUCUUUUAAGCAAAAAAUAAGUGAAUGGCACUUUGCCUCCUAUUUAAAUGCCACCGAAGAUCAAAUCUUCUAAAACAUAUCACCAUGUUGUCGGUGUUUGUUCUGUAAAAUCUGUCAUUUGUGGGAAGUGUUUACUGGUAAUGUUUCAUCAUUCUGGAAUAGUGUCGGGAAGAAUCAUGGUUGAAGCUUUGUUGAAUUUGUACUGUAAUUUUUUGUGUCUAAUGCAAAGGUACCAGAUGUAUGCACACACUUGAUUUAACCAACCUGAAUCGGGUUUCUUGUAUUUAAAUUGUUCUUUUUUUUUUAACUUGAUAUUAGUGAUCACAAAAGUAAUACGAGGCCUUCUUAAAGCAAGCCUGUGUAAUUUAUGUUAAACAGCGGUUUCUGUAGCCACAAGUGACAAUUACAGAAUAAUGUCUAAAGCUGCAUUAAUUGAUUAUGGCCACUGGGGGGCAGCACAAUUAGUGUUUUUUUACAUAAGUUUCUAUGGCAACUUCUUUGCAAACAAUUGCAUAUUUCCACAUAUAAUAGUCAAGGGGCAACAUUAGCAUUCAUUUGGAGUGCAACCGUUUGACCCAUUGCUAGUAUGAAAGAUCCUUAUUAGUGCAGCUUGAAGGACAAAACAUUGUGUAACCGCAGCCCAAGUAGAAAAGAGCCAUAAAGUCACCAAACUGACACAGUGAUGUCAGUUACCCAGCAAUAUCAAGAUAAAGUUUGCUAACAUUAACAUUAGCCACCUUGAACUAUUCGUCAUACCAGAGCAGGAAAGGCUGAAGCAGCAAAUCCGCUGAGUGCAAUGAAUUAAGCAAAGGUGUGUUUUAUUGCUUAUGAAUUUGACUUUUUAUUUUUGAGAAGAAUGUUGUGUUAUUUUCUUCUUUUGAAACUUAUGGUCUCGCUUUAAAUCGGUGUUGUGCAGCUAGAAUUUUACUGCACAUCGGACUAUUAAAAAUGUGCCACAAUUAAUGCAAUAUUUGUAUUGAAAGAGUAUGAUAUGGACUCCAGAAUAAACACUACAUGUUGUUUUCUGCA